Molecule: messenger RNA, 2163 nt
Organism: Drosophila takahashii
Lineage: Eukaryota; Metazoa; Arthropoda; Insecta; Diptera; Drosophilidae
Product: neprilysin-4-like
Biological process (GO): protein processing
Cellular component (GO): plasma membrane
Molecular function (GO): metalloendopeptidase activity
Source: RefSeq, a predicted model, not a curated record
AUGGCGAGCAAUAAUCAGUUGAUUUUUGAACUUAAAGCGAGGCACAGCGCAAUGCGAUUACUUCAUAUUUGCCUAAUAGGUAACGUGCUUAGUUCCCUUGCUUGGGGAGUCCCUAUCGGAAAGGAUGAUCUCAACCAGGACACCCCCUAUAUGAAGGAACUCCUGCGACAGGCCAAGGUUGCCGAAAUUGAGAGCUUCAUGGACCAACAGGCCGAUCCGUGCAGCGAUUUCUAUUCUUUUUCCUGUGGCAACUUUGCCAAAAUUAACUCAGCUUUAAAAUUGGAUGUAUCGGCGGUUGGCUUAUUCGAGACUAUGACCAAUGGCUUUGAUCGCAAGAUCCUAAAGAUGCUCAACACGACCCAUGAUAACCACGACACUUUGGAGGAUAUUCAGGUGAAGCACUUCUUCAAGUCCUGCCUUCGGCUGAAGGAACUCAACUCCACGUACACCGCAAAGAUGAAGCGACUUAUUGCGGAGUUCGGAACGAUGCCUGUGCUGGAAGGAUCGUCCUGGAAGGAGGAGGAUUUCGACUGGCUGGGAACUACCGCUCGCAUAUCCCACCGUUAUGGAAUUACGCCCAUUUUCGGUGUGGAAGUAACAUCGGACCAGGCCGACAACCAGAGAAACGUGAUCUACUUGGGAGAACAAGAAUUCUACCUGGAGUCUCGGUCUAUGUACAUGGACAACUCAACGCUCAACUACCGUGAGAAGUAUCGUACUAAGAUUGAGGGCGUUCUAAAGGAUUUCUUGGGCCUGAAAGUGGAACUGGCGAAGCAGACAGCCAAGGAGCUGCUCGAUUUCGAGGUGGACCUGGCCCAAGGAAUAGAGGAUACUACCCAAGUCUAUAGCCUGGGUGAAUUGACGGAGCUUCUGACAGUCGCUGAAGUGCACAAGCGUUAUGAACCCAUCUUGGAUAUCGAGCGAUUAGUUUCUAUCAGCAUGGGAGAGACGAUUACCGAACAGAUCUACGAAUACAACAAACGCUAUCAGCAAAAUUUGGUGGAAGUCAUCAAGCGGACUCCUAAACGCAUUAUUGCUAAUUAUAUCUUCUUCCGCCUCAUCUGGGAAUUUGUAGAGUCGCCUUCCGACAAGCCGAAGAAACAGAAGCAGGACUGUGUGCAUCUCACCAAGAAGUUCUUUGUCAAUAAUGUGGACAACAUGUUCUAUCGUCGCUACAACAACGAGAACUCCUCCAGAGAAAUCGACAAGAUGUGGCGUCAACUGAAGGAAACCUUUAAUGAGACCCUGCACUCAAGUUCAACUCUGGAUUGGAUUGAGCCACCCACUCGGAAACUGGCCAUUGCCAAGCUGGAGACCAUGACCCUGCAGAUUAAUAACUACGUCUGGGAGAACUUUACCGAGGAGUUCGAGGGUCUCAAUCUACAGAGCUCCGACCUCGUGGAUAACAUGCUACAGAUUCAGUUGCUGAGGACCAGGCAAACGCGAGAGAAGCUUCACAAGCAGUCCAAACCACUGGAGAUUGACGAAAUGCUCAGUUUCACACCGGCCUACCUGCAGUCUGAAAACGCCAUCAAGAUGCCGGUGGCGAUGCUCCAACCCUUCUACAUGUGGUCCGAUGUCUACCCCACUGCCGUUUUGUUUGGUACUUUAGCACCGAUUAUCGGACACGAGUUAAUUCAUGGGUUCGAUGAGGGCGGUAAGUCCUACGAUGCCCAGGGAAACUACAAUGAUUGGUGGGACGAAGAAUCCAACAGCAAUUUCGUGAAGGGACGAGAGUGUUUCACGAAGCAGUAUGGAAGGUAUAAAUACGAUGGGAUUCAGCUGAAGGAAUCCACUGCGCAGUCCGAGAAUAUUGCUGAUAAUGGGGGAAUGCGGGUGGCCUUCACUGCUUACCGGAAGUGGUACGAGUCCCAAGGGACCAAGGAUCUAACAAAGGAAACCCUGCCCAAGCUGCCAUACACCGGCAAACAGCUGUUCUUCAUCAGCUUUGCGCAGACCUUGUGUAACGACAUUGAUCCGAAGCUCAAGGUCAAGCAGCUAUCCAUCGAUACGCACAUGCCGGAUAAACUUCGCCUUAUUGGAACUCUAUCGAACUAUGAUGAGUUCUCCAAGGAGUUUAACUGUCCCGCUGGAUCCCCCAUGAAUCCCAAUGAGAAGUGCGUACUCUACUGAAUCUUAUGUCAACCGUUUGAAGUCUAAGAA